AUGUCUUCUCCGACAGCUCGGUCUCAUAGUGUGAUUGGUGAUGUGCCCUACCACCCCAAGAUCUCGAACAUUGUUGCAGGCGUUGACCUGUGUUGUUUGAUUGACCUCAAACUGAUCGCACUUCACGUACGAAACAGCACAUAUAAUCCGAAGCGCUUUCCUGCAGUGGUCCUAAGAAUAAAAGAGCCCAAAGCCACCGCGCUGGUAUUUCACAGAGGUAAGAUGCAGAUAUUGGGCACCAAGUCUGUCGCAGACGCACAUCUUGCUGGUCGCAAAUUUGCGCGCAUCCUUGAGAAGCAGGGAUUCAACACCAAGUUUGAGAAUUUCAAUGUGCAAAAUGUCGUGGCGAGUGUCGACACGAAGAUGGCAAUCCGCCUCGAAGGAAUUGCGGCACAUCCCGCUCAUUAUCAAUUCGCACGAUAUGAGCCAGAGCUCUUCCCAGGUCUGUGCUAUAGGGUUGAAUCGCCCAAGGUGACAUUUCUUGUCUUCUCGACAGGCAAGGUCGUUGCAGUCGGGGCUCGAUCAGUGGAGCAUAUCCAUGAGGCAUGGCAGAAGAUGUAUCCAAUUCUGGUAGGGUUCAGGAUCGACGCAUAA
Ramularia collo-cygni is the source of this 594-nucleotide messenger RNA. Its product is annotated as related to transcription initiation factor TFIID. Gene Ontology annotation, molecular function: DNA binding; RNA polymerase II general transcription initiation factor activity. Gene Ontology annotation, biological process: DNA-templated transcription initiation. The transcript has a single exon. The record is from RefSeq and is a predicted model, not a curated record. NCBI's taxonomy places the organism in Eukaryota, Fungi, Ascomycota, Dothideomycetes, Mycosphaerellales, Mycosphaerellaceae. The coding region runs from base 1 to 594 and encodes 197 amino acids.